This is a messenger RNA of Branchiostoma belcheri (Belcher's lancelet), 2847 nucleotides long. RefSeq lists its product as uncharacterized. The coding region runs from base 1 to 2847 and encodes 948 amino acids. Lineage: Eukaryota; Metazoa; Chordata; Leptocardii; Amphioxiformes; Branchiostomatidae. The record is from RefSeq and is a predicted model, not a curated record. Gene Ontology annotation, biological process: monocarboxylic acid transport; transmembrane transport. Gene Ontology annotation, molecular function: monocarboxylic acid transmembrane transporter activity. The transcript has 9 exons.
AUGAAGAGGCUGCAGUACCGUGACGAGCCGCCAGACGGCGGUUGGGGCUGGAUGGUUGUUCUGAGCAGCUUCCUGUCGCACGUCUUCGUUGUGGGCGGCUUCAAGUCGUUCGGCGUCUUCUUCCCGUACUUCCGGGAGGAGUUUAGCGAAGACGCCGCCAACACGUCUUGGGUCAGCUCGAUACAAGGAGCCGUCGUCUUCUUUGGAUCGGGUCUAGCCGGAGCCUUGGGGAACCGGUUCGGCUGCAGACCGGUGGUGAUGGCGGGAAGUCUGGUGGCCGCGGCAGGCCUCAUCUCCAGCAUGUUCGUCACUUCCAUGGCAACCAUGUACGUCACCACCGGGCUCGUCACAGGUCUCGGCUUUUCCCUGAUGUACACGCCGUGUAUCACUAUGGUGGGGCUGUACUUCAACAAAAGACGUUCCCUCGCCACAGGUAUCGGCGUGUCCGGUGCAGGAGUCGGUGUCUUCGUCUUCCCGCCGCUCUUCCAACUCCUCAUCGACAACUACGGCUGGAAAAACGCGCUGCUCAUCUUUUCUGGGAUCAUGCUGAACGGCAGCGUGUUCGGGGCGCUAUUGAGACCGCUGUAUUUGAAGAGUACUCUCACAUCAGGGACACUAGAACACCAAGAAAGCCACGAAGAAGAAACAGUUGGAGUGUGUAGCCGUGUGUCAAACACCUUCGGGUUUUAUCUUUUCAAAGAUCCGUAUUUUGCCGCCUUUUCCUUCUGUCAGAUUCUCAUCAGUUUCGGAGCGUUUGUGCCGUUUGUCCACUUGGUAGCACACGCAAGAGACCUCGGGAUAGAACCGCAGCCGGCAGCUUUCUUAGUUUCUGUUAUCGGCAUCACAGAUAUGCUUUCCAGAAUCGGGUACGGCUGGCUUUCCGACUCUGGACUAUUCGUUAGGAUGAGGGGAUACAUCGUCUGUGUCACUGGCUUCGGGCUUUGCCACAUCUUCGUCCCGUUCGCCCACACGUAUGCCGGGCUGGUGGCGUACUGCCUCUUCUUCGGGGCCUUCCAGGGCUGCUGCCUGUGCCAGGUGGCGGUCAUUCUCGCCGACAUUUGCGGAGUGAAGAGACUGGGCAGCGCCAUCGGCCUUUGCUACACCGUCACAGGCCUGGCGCUACUCUUCGGGCCGCCAAUGGCAGGCCAUUUGUUCGACGUGACGGGGAACUACCAGGUGUCUUUCUGGGUGUCCGGUGGGCUGGUCCUCCUCAGCCUGCUGCUGCUGCUUCCCGUGGAGUUCCACCGGACCGUCACCGCCAGACAGGAUCCCGGGGUGUUGGAUUCCGCCACAGACGACACGGACGGAGGGUACCGUGUGCUGAAUCACACGGAUGGGCCGGAAAAGGACAGAGACGUUUUUACAUCCGAGCUUUCCACGCCAUUUAUUGACAGGGAAACCACUUUACACCAUGUGAUCACGUCACCAACAAUUAUCUACAACAUGGCCAAAAAGAGAAAUGUGCAGUACCACGAUGAGCCGCCAGACGGCGGUUGGGGCUGGUUGGUCGUCCUGGCCACAUUUCUGUCGCACGUUUUUGUGAUUGCAACGUUCAAGUCGUUCGGAGUGUUCUUCCCGUACUUCCAGGAGUCUUUCGACCAGGACGCGGCCUCCACAGCCUGGGUUAGUUCCAUCAUGGGGUCCGUCACGCUCUUUGGGUCCCUACCAGCGGGCGCCCUGUGUAACAUGUUCGGCUGCAGAGCGGUGGUGAUGACGGGCAGUCUGCUGGCCACCACAGGUCUGCUCUCCAGCAUGGCCGUCACCAGCCUGGCCGUCAUGAACCUCACGGCUGGCUUCAUCACAGGUAUUGGUUUCUCGCUCAUGUACACGCCGUGCAUAACCACGGUGGGAAGAUAUUUCAAGAGAAGACUGGCGCUUGCCAAUGGCAUUGGGAUAUCAGGAUCGGGACUGGGAGCCUUUGCUCUGCCUCCUGUGUUCCAGUUGCUGAUCGACGAGUACGGCUGGAGGGGUUCCCUCUUUAUCGUGGCAGGCGUCGCCCUGCAAGGCUGCGUGUUCGGGGCCUUGUUACGACCAAUCAGCCUGAGAGCAGACAUUCAAGAGAAAAGUACUCACGUAACUGAUGAACCAACUUCCAGGAAUACAAACCGUGGACCACUAGCACGUCUGUGCGUUGCUCUGGACCUCUCCUUGUUAAAAAUGCCGUAUUUCGUUGUUUUUAACAUCAUCAUGAUGUUUCUGGUAGUAGGCUUUGGCAUUCCGUUUGUUCAUCUGGUAAAACACGCCAGAAACGUGGGACUGGAGCCUCAGCAAGCUGCAUUCCUGGUCUCGGCGGUGGGCAUUGCCGACUGCUUGGCUAGAAUCGGGUACGGAUGGUUGUUCAGCUUGGGUCUGUAUCCUCUCCUUCGUGGGUUCGUGGUUUGCAGCCUGGGUCUCGGGCUGUGUCUGGUGUUCUUGCCUUUUGCACAGACGUACCAAACUAUGGUGAUCUGCUGCAUAUUUAUCGGUGUAUUUAUGGGGUGCUUGUCCACGAAAACGGCGGUGUUUCUGGCGGAGUUCUGCGGAGUGAAGAGACUGGCGAGUGCUGUCGGCAUAUCCUUUGGUGUCCGAGGGUUCACCAUGCUCUUGAGUCCGCCUUUUGCAGGUUAUCUGUAUGACGUCACGGGGAACUACAACGUGUCGUUCUACGUCGCGGGGGGUAGCGUCCUGUUCAGCAGCUUGAUGACGUCAGCGCUCGAGUUCCAUCGCACAAGGAACGUGCAACGGCAGAACCUCGACAUGCCAGGAUCGGAAGACAUGACUAGAAAAACGCUGUCUAAUGACACAGACGAGAAAAUGGACCGUGAUGACAGCAAUGUUCUUCUUAUCUUUCGCGAGACCAGCGUAUAA